Molecule: messenger RNA, 1823 nt
Organism: Seminavis robusta
Lineage: Eukaryota; Bacillariophyta; Bacillariophyceae; Naviculales; Naviculaceae
Source: the annotation of a GenBank genome assembly
GUUAUAUUUGCUACGGUACGCAUUGAAGAGGACCGUGGAAGAUCUUUGGUUGCUUCUUUGGACUUUUGGUGUCGCUUUUGACAUGGUGACAUGGUAGCUGGUAGCACAUGUUCGCAACAGCACGGUUUCUACAUGUAGAAUAGAGUCGUCGCUGCAUGACGAAGGUGGACUUGCAGCAUGUGCGGACGACGCAAGAAUAACAAAGAAGAUGAUGUGGAGCCAUAUCAUGAUCAACGAGGUGAAGAAGGGCUUGGAGGAUAUUGGCUCAGUCUGAAAGAAGCCCAGGAACGGUGCGUGGGAAAGGAACCAUGGUGGGCGUGUCCCAGCCAAGAAGGCCGCCGAGUGGAACCCAAACAACAUACUUCUAGGAAUUCUCCUGCUGGAAAACCUGUAUGGUUGUAUGAUAAUGGUGACAUGUAUUUGGGUGAGUGGGACGAACAGUCCUUUGAGUUUCCCCUGGAAGAUGGAUUUGGAGUUUACUACAAUUCCCAGCCAAGAAAAUUUAAAGGAUUGAUAUACAUCGGUGGAUGGAAGGAGGGACAUUGCCACGGAAGAGGUGAAACCUUCUGGUUGAAAUCUUCUUAUACUUGGAAAACCAAUCACUUUCCGAAUUCGCCGAUUAAACGGGAAGGUGGUAUUGGUACUGGGAUCCCCUUUUGCUAUUGGGGGUUGUAUGAGAUGGAUGUGAGAUGUGACAAAGAAGCUGUAGUACGUUUGAAGGAUGGAACCACUCGGAGAGGUCCUUGGGAAGAUGGAAAUCCGGUAGGAGAUUGGCAUGAAGACCAUCCUGGUGUGGCUUCGGCUGGAGGAGGUGCUUGUUUGGAUGGUGCUACAGGCGGUGGUGACGACGAGGGUGAUUCCUGUUCCGAUGAAAUUAACAAAGAAAUAUCGACUGCUGCAUCGAAACCCUCUCCAGCAAACAAGCAAGGGAAAAAAUCUGUGCAAGAAGACCCAGACAGUGAUGAAGAAGAUGUCCUGGUACUUCGGGCGAAGAAAGCAGUUGGUAAGCCCGUGGCUACAAAGAAACGCAAGCCACCUCCAAAGAAACGAGCCGCAACCACCAAUCGCACAGCACCAAGAAAGCAGUCAAAAACACCAUCAGAGAAGAAGAAGCAAGAGGAGAGCAGACAAGCAGCAUCCCGUACCCGCAGGGCCCGUCCUCCCCCAGUGCACGCAGCAGGAGCUCCUAAUGUCAGAAAGCCUUCAAGGCGACAAAGCCAGCCUGUUGUAAAGCAGGAAGUAGUCGAUGAGGAAGGUGCCAUUGUGCUUUCUUCUGAUUCAGAGUCAGAGGAGGAGGAUGAUCCUUCUGUAAGGCCUAUCAAGCGAGAGGAAGAAGCGAUCGAUCCCGUGGAAGCCAAUGCAGACAGGAGCCAUCGACUCGGGCAAAUGAGAGACUGGAUUGCACAGAAUGUCAUUGGCAACAAUCUCAGUCUUGCUACUGCUGAUCGCUAUGCUCGGAUGCUAUUCAGCGAAGGCUUUGAAUCUAUAGAGAUGAUCAAGACGUAUCUCAAAGAGAAGCACGUCAGGUCCUAUCGUUGGAUGUCUGCUCUGCACAAGGAAAUUUUCCUAGAUCACAUCAUUGAAGAAUGGGAAUGAACGAAGGAUUGUGCAGGCUACCCAUUGAUUUGACGCCCCCACGCCAUUUGCUUCAGGAAAGGUGUUCGUCAUCGGUUGAUCGAACAUGAGGGGUGACAACAUCUCUUGCUUGUUUCGACAUUACUACAUGAAUACGCUGUUGGCUCAGGUGUUUCUGUAGCACAACCAUAGAACCCCUUAGUUCGGCAAUUUUAUAAGUUAGUUCGACAAGGUAGCGACUACUCGGA